CUGUUGAAGAUCUCAAAACAAUGAACUAAACCGACGGCCGGAUAAAGCUUCAAGCACAAAGGAAUCAACAAAUUUUCUGUUAAAGAUCUGCAUCAAUCCAGUCCCUGCUCUACGCCAUGCCAUUGUCGUCGUCGAAUAGGUGACCUGAGAAUCCUUCAUCCCCUCUGACAUGUCUUUAUUCAACAUCUUCAAGGAGCCCAUCAAAGCUCCACCGGUCACCAAAACCUCAUUCGUCCAACAAAUCGAAAAAGCCGGGCUGCUUGUAACAACAGAAUUGAACAACGCGUUGGAAGAAUGCCAGGCAAAGGUUACGAGGAUUUCACGAGAUUGCAGGAUGAUGAAUCGCAAGCACAGAGACACCGAAUUUGACCUCGAAAACGACCGUCAGCGCUGUCUCCACGGUCUCUCCGGCCCAGAGUCAUGCGGGCCAAACAACUUUUCAGAUAUCAAUUAUACACCUUCAGACGUUCAACGCGUCACUCAAAUAUUCGAUAAGCCUAAAUUCUUCAUCGAUGGCGCGAGUUCGAGCGAUAUUGUGCAAGGUGGCAUUGGAGACUGCUGGUUUGUAUCUGCUCUUGCGACAAUGGCCACUGCGGAAGGGCUUGUGGAGAAAUUUUGCGUCGCGAGAGACGAAGAGGUCGGUGUAUACGGCUUCAUUUUCUUCCGCGAUGCGAGCUGGGUGACGGUCAUUAUUGACGACUUUCUGUACACCUCAAUCCCAAAAUACGAAGAAUUAAAUUCCGCCGAGAAAGUUCUGUAUCAUAAUAGUAAAGACACGUACAACUCUACCGCUCGUAAAGGGGGGAAAGGUCUUUACUUUGCAAGAUCCGGAACCCCAGGAGAAACUUGGGUUCCGCUCAUAGAGAAAGCGUAUGCCAAACUUCACGGCAGCUAUGCGGCCCUGUCCGGUGGAGAUGCGUGUGAGGCUAUCGAGGAUUUGACGGGCGGUGUUUCGACAUUUAUUCCUGCGAAUGACAUUUUCAAUAUUGACCGCUUCUGGAACGAAGAAUUGCUUAAAGCAAACCAGGACCGAUUGUUUGGCUGUUCCUACCAAGGUCUGGACACCUCUCGGAGCGGGGACUUUGAUGCAAAAAUCAGCGGCCUCAUUGGUAAUCAUGCCUAUUCCGUCCUACGAGCAAUCGAAGUCAAAGGGAAGCGUUUUGUGGUUAUACGAAAUCCAUGGGGACAGUCUGAGUGGACAGGUCCAUGGUCAGAUGGAUCGAAAGAAUGGACGAAAGAGUGGUUGGAUCUGCUGCCUGAGAUUGGUCAUUCGUUCGGAGACGAUGGGCAGUUCGUUAUGGAGUACAAAGACUUUCUUGAAAGCUGGGAAAUGCUUGACCGAACGCUACUGUUCGAUUCUUCGUGGAUCAUGUCUUUCCAAUGGUUGCAUGUCACGACGAAGCCCCUUCCUACUGCGUGGACUUUCGGAGAUGUAUCUUUUACUUUCUCUCUUCCAAAGGCAUCUCCAGCCAUGAUUGUUCUUUCUCAACUCGACACCAGGUUCUUCGAAGAAAUUUCGGGCCGCUACUUCUGGACAUUUGAAUUCGUAGUAUUCAAGAAGGGAGAGAAGGAAUAUUUAGCACAUUCUGGUCCGUCCAGGGUCUGGCGUCGUAGUGUUAACCUGGAAGUGAAUCUCGAGGCAGGAGAUUAUGUUGCCCAUGUGAGACUGGAUCGACAUACUCGCUCUCCUAGCCGUGAAUCGGUAUACUGAUUUUCUUUCAUCAUCUAAUAUCACUUACCAAUUUACAUCUCUGUAUCGUCU
Lentinula edodes (shiitake mushroom) is the source of this 1762-nucleotide messenger RNA. RefSeq names its product cysteine proteinase. The transcript has 10 exons. The record is from RefSeq and is a predicted model, not a curated record. The coding region runs from base 170 to 1711 and encodes 513 amino acids. Gene Ontology annotation, molecular function: calcium-dependent cysteine-type endopeptidase activity. Gene Ontology annotation, biological process: proteolysis. Lineage: Eukaryota; Fungi; Basidiomycota; Agaricomycetes; Agaricales; Omphalotaceae. Gene Ontology annotation, cellular component: cytoplasm.